AUGUCUACGACGCCCCCUCCCAAGAAGACCUUCCGCUCUCGUGUCGGAACGGUAAUGCGUCGCUCCUCUACGAGCUGGGGUCUCCCAGGUUUGCCCAAUCGCCCAGGCUCAACAACUCCCCCUCUCCCAGAGCCUGAUUCUGCCUCCAUAGCGGGGUCAACCUCUCCAAAGCUCGAGCGUGAGGGCUCCACCACGUCCCUUACGCAGGUCGAAACUACACGGUCGACUCCUCCUCCCCCCGGUACCAUUCCUGAGUCACCUGCUCGUGAAGAAGCUGCCCUUGCUAGUGAGAUGUCUCCUCAGCAGAUUUCAUCGCCACUCUCAGGGGGCUCUGUUACCGCCGAACCUGCUCCAGAUCCUUCUAUUCAAGCGCCUGAAGAAUCACGUAAAGCUGCUGAAGCGCCCAAACCCGAGUCCGACUUCGUAAUUCCCUCCGUCGUGGUCAACUCGCCCGAGCAAGCAAAGGAGAAUGCUCUUUCCCCCGUGUUCACAGACGAACCAGAGGAGAUGUCUCCUGGCCCACCCGCAGAGCGCGCUCAAGUAUCUGCUCCUCCGGCCUCAACAAAGGCUCCUGAUGCUGCCCCAACGCCUACUCCAGUCCCUUCUACGACACCUCCACCUGCCCCAGCCCGUGAACCUACACCACCAUCUGCUCCAGCCCGUGAACCUACACCACCAUCUGCUCCAGCCCGUGCACCUACACCACCAUCUGCUCCAGCCCGUGAACCUACACCACCAUCUGCUCCAGCCCGUGAACCCACGCCUCCAUCUGCCCCAGCUCGUAAACCCACACCUCCAGUUUUAGCUGCUACACCUCCUCCAGCAGGAAAGGCAGCAGAUGAUCCUUCGACAGCACCUGCGCCUGCUGCGGCAUCGGCACCACCUCGUACACGAGCUUCAACGCCUCCAGCACAUCCAUCGGAGGUUUCUCGUGUUCCACCCUCUGCACCACCGACUCCCCCUGCACGGACACCUGGCCCUGCCACAGCUACAGGUUACUUUGACCUUUCAGUUCCCCGCACAUCGUCUCCGCUGGAUGAGCAUGUAGAGGAGGGAGCAAACGUCUGGGCAGACCAUAUCUCCACUUCGCCUCCGCCUGCACCGCCUGCCCCUGCCCCUGCCCCUGCUCCUGCUCCCGAAUUCGACCCACUUGCUAAUCGCCCCGCAGCACCCAAAGUCGCGAAAACCACUUCCCGUGCUCGAGGUUCAUCCGUAUCCUCUGCGCAGGUGAUGGCACAGCGACAACCGAGCCGGAAGCCAAGCUCGACCCUCCAGCCCCGCGAGCGGGAGAUCGUUGGUACCACAUACACCUGGAGUAAUCCAAGCAGUGAAUUCAACCAAAGCAAGGCGAGCCUGAUAAUGCCUUCGGAGGAUCCGUUCGCAGAUCAAGGCCCGCGUGCUCCGGGCCAUCAUAUCUAUCCCCCUCAACAGUCUACUGAAAUCUCGUCGCCCAUUGUUCAUGAUAAUGGUCGUGUUAGUCAUUUCGACCCUCGAUCACCACGAGAUGAUAGCAUGGUAGCUCCUGCUGAACCAGUGGCGGUACCACUGCCUGCCCUGCAUGAAGUCAUGCUUACCCACUCCGUUCGGCAAGUCUCUUCAGGCUACACCUCGAGCGACGGGGCCAGUACCGGGUACUUCCAGAGCAGAGACAUACCCAUAGAAACGAAGUUUGUCCAGAUCGGUAUUUGCAUAAGCGAGCGCCAGCCCUUGAUCACUCGCCCAGGUCGCCCGACUACGCCUCCCAUCGUGACCACGUUCUCACCACCUAGCCCAUCAACACAAUCUUAUCAUUCACAUACCUUCGAUGUCAGCCAUCCCACUCCACAGCGGGCCCAGCCUGCUCGCCUCGAAGGCAAUGGCUCCGCACAUACUUAUUCGUAUGGGUCGGUGUCCAGACCAUAUGCUGGCCGUGGAUGGAUAGAGCAGGCGCUACCUCACGGUGCCAAAUACUUCGUGAAUCCGCGUAUUCAAGCUACGACCGAUGUUGACCUUCGCAACUUGUCUAAGCUGGAUGCGGUUAUGUCGGUUGUGGAAACGGCCGGUAGCGCCCCUGAGGGAUGUGAGAUGUGGGCCAGAGAUGGCCCCGUCGUGAAGAGAGGUUGGAGGAGACAGAAGAUGGCUGGAGGGCCAGUUAUCAGUUGGGUAGACCAUCGGAUCCGCAGAGUCUCAAGCCAAAUCCCUAGUGUCGAUGGAAUUAUCUUCUCUGGGGAAGAUGACAGACUUGAUGACGAGUACAGAUACUGGUCAUUUGUAGAGACUCACCCCGCGCAUAUUUCAUUGCCGCCAAGUGCUCGGCAGGAAGCUUUGGACGCUCUUCAUUGGUCUUAUACAGACCCAUUAUUGGCACAUCCUCAGCCGAUCCCUCCUCCCUUCACCCAGGACGAGUGUCAUAAGUUGUUAGGACAUCUUAAUGACCCCAACCUGCGGUCAACUACCACGCAUACACGAAUGAUUGCCCGUAUCUUGCUUCGCGUCGCCCACUGGCGUCAAACGAACUUCCGACCACACAAGCCUCUUCCUCGCGAUGUCCCUAUCAUGCAGCGUCCCAAACGACGCGUGCCCAUAGGUCGCAUGAUUGCCGAUAUCCUUACUGGCAUUCUCUGCCUGGGUAUUCCAUUCUUCCUCGUUGACCGGUCAAAUUAUGGCGGUCAUGUUGACUUGGAGGGCAACAUCGUGUCUAAUUCUGGUGGUCCUUUAUUCCUUGCUGGUGCUUGCGCAUGCCUGGUGGCCGCUGUCAUCCUCAGCGCUUCUGUGACACUCAUGACAUUACCCGGUCUGAGUGGUGUCGCACGCAUGUCAGGUCUCGUCGCCAUCAUGUGCUCGGUAUUGAGUAUGAUCACCUCGUUCAUUUCCAUCAUACGCCACAAGGCGGAAAUGGCGCACGGGACGCCCACAUCGGGCUCCGAAGGAUUUGUACUUCUUACUGCUUUAUCACUGGCGUUGUUAUCUACUCAUUCAACGGAGUAG
Suillus subalutaceus is the source of this 2967-nucleotide messenger RNA. RefSeq lists its product as uncharacterized. NCBI's taxonomy places the organism in Eukaryota, Fungi, Basidiomycota, Agaricomycetes, Boletales, Suillaceae. The transcript is spliced from 10 exons. The record is from RefSeq and is a predicted model, not a curated record. Bases 1 to 2967 code for a protein of 988 amino acids.